Messenger RNA from Trichophyton verrucosum HKI 0517, 1602 nucleotides. RefSeq names its product MFS sugar transporter, putative. Gene Ontology annotation, cellular component: membrane. Gene Ontology annotation, biological process: transmembrane transport; carbohydrate transport. The record is from RefSeq and is a predicted model, not a curated record. Gene Ontology annotation, molecular function: carbohydrate:proton symporter activity. Lineage: Eukaryota; Fungi; Ascomycota; Eurotiomycetes; Onygenales; Arthrodermataceae. The coding region runs from base 1 to 1602 and encodes 533 amino acids. The transcript has 5 exons.
AUGGGCGUGGGGAGUCGGUACUUCGGCCUUCGAGGCACGAAGCUCAACAUUGCCAUUGGCAUCAUUGCCGGCCUGGAUUUCUUAGGCGUCAUGGGCGGACUGUUGACGCUCCAUUCUUUCGAAAAGGUCUUCCCUGAAAUCGCUACCAGCAACGCAGCGGUUGCAGGCUUGACCCGGGCCGAAAAGAACCACCGAUCUACCAUUCAGGGUAUCUCGGUCGCAUCAUAUAACCUCGGAUGUUUCGUUGGCGCAAUUGCUUGUAUCUGGGUCGGUGACAGACUCGGCCGUCGAAAGACUAUCUGGCUGGGCUCUGUUAUCAUGGUCGUUGGUGCUACUCUGCAGGCCUCUGCCUUUGGUCUCCCACACUUCAUCGUCGGUCGUCUUGUAACUGGUGUCGGCAACGGCCUGAACACCUCCACUGUACCAACAUGGCAGUCCGAAUGCUCCAAAUCCCACAGACGAGGACAGCUCGUCAUGGUCGAAGGUGCUCUGAUCACCGGAGGUAUCUGUCUCAGUUACUGGCUGGACUUUGGAUUCUCCUUCCUCGAACCCAGCUCGGUCUCAUGGCGGUUCCCGAUUGCAUUCCAGAUCGUUUUUGCCCUCAUCAUCAUGUUCGUGGUCAUGGGUCUACCAGAGUCUCCUCGAUGGCUCGUUCUCAAGGGCCAGGAGGACGAAGCUAUGAACGUUCUGGCUGCACUUAGCGAUUUGGACAGGGAGGACAGAUUUGUCCACUCGGAGUUCUCUGCUAUCAAGGAUACGGUCAUUGAGAUGCAGAAGGGCAGCUUCAAGGACCUGUUCACCAUGGACAAGGACCGCCACUUGCACCGUGUCAUUCUCGCAUACGUCAACCAGAUGUUCCAGCAGAUUUCCGGUAUCAAUCUCAUCACAUACUAUGCUGCCACCAUUUACGAAGGAAGCAUCGGUCUCAGUCCAUUCCUUUCGCGAAUUCUGGCAGCUUGCAACGGUACCGAGUACUUUAUUGCAUCCUGGAUUGCCGUUUUCGUCGUUGAAAGAAUUGGCCGUCGUAUGCUCAUGUUGUUCGGUGCUGUGGGCAUGUCCCUCUCAAUGGCUGUCCUUGCCAUUGCUACCAGCUUCAAGCAUCAAACAGACGCCGGCAUUGUCGCAGCCGUCUUCCUCUUCGUUUUCAACACCUUCUUCGCCAUCGGCUGGCUCGCCAACGCCUUGGCCACUUCAGGAAACUGGAUUUUCAACUUCAUGGUCGUCAUGAUCACACCAGUUUCUUUCUCCUUGAUCGAAUACAAAACAUACAUCAUAUUUGCAGCUAUUAACGCUUUCAUUGUUCCAGUGGUCUACUUCUUCUACCCAGAGACGGCCUACCGCUCCCUCGAAGAAAUGGACUCGAUCUUCAGAAAGACCAAGUCUAUCUUUACCGUGGUAAAGGUAGCUCGCGAAACUCCAAGACGAUACGGCAAGAACGGUGAAGUUCUCAUCAACUAUGAUGAGACAGACGAGCACCGGACUCGUGCCGGCGUCACCCAGGAGGAGACGACGGCAUCAUUCCCCGAGAAGAGCAAUGCAAACCCAGACCAUGAUGCUGAAACUGGUAACUCGAAUAGCCCGAGCAACCAGAGCACAGCAUAG